UCCAUUUCGAGUAAUGUACGGCCUAUGGUCUCUCUGCUGACGCCUAUAGAGGCAGUUGGGAAGGGGAAGCAUAAACAUAAAAACGAAUGUUAGCCAGGACGGAUAGCUUCAAGUAUGGCCAGGACAACGCAAGCCGCUUCUUCUUAGUUCUUAUACCAGCUCUUACUUAUCAUAACUGAUAUCUUAUUCCAAAGUAUCAGAGAUAACGUCGUGUAAAGCGCCAUAAGCUUACUCACCAUCACCAUCACCAUGGUGGCUGUAACGCAAACAAAGCCUUGGUUGGUCCAGAAGUAUGGCGGUACCAGCCUGGGAAAGCUAUUGGACACGAUAUGCUGCAAGAUAAUUCCCCAAUACAACGCAGGUCACAAUCUUAUUGUUGUCUGCUCAGCCUUCUCCGGAACUCUGAAAGCCAGCGGGACGACAAGUCUGCUUCUUCAGUGCAUAACAUAUGCAGAGGAGGGUUUCGACGCCCAGAAGCGGCUGAUCGACUUGGUGGACCUGAUUAAGGACAACCACCUGGCCGUGCUGAAGGCAUUUAUGAGCUCUCACGCACGGACUGCGGCGCAUUCGCGGAUUUACGAGGAGACGGUCCACGGUGUUCAGAAUGAAUGCGAGGGUCUCAAGAAGUUUCUACUUGCCGCUCAGAUCAUCGGAGAGUUAUCAGCGCGAUCGAAAGAUCGGGUCAUCUCUCUAGGAGAAAAGCUCGCGUGCAUGAUUGUUGCGGCUUGCCUGUCCUGCAAUGGCACACCAGCGAAAGCUGUAUGCCUAGAUAAUAUUAUAUCGUCUGCUUUUGGUAGCUCUAUCAACGACCAGGUAGCCGCAUUCGAAAGGCUAGGUCCCAGGCUUUACCGCGUAUUAGCAGACCAAAUAGCCGGAAGAAUUCGAGAAUGCGGAAACGCAAUCCCUAUUGUGACAGGUUUCUUCGGAAUAAUGCCGGACUCGUUGCUUCAAACAGUGGGCAGGGGAUACUCGGACCUCUGCGCAGCCAUGUGUGCGGUAGCAGUGGGAGCAGAAGAGCUGCAGAUUUGGAAAGAAGUCGACGGCAUAUUUACGGCAGACCCGAGAAAGGUACCUUCGGCACGGCUACUAUCUACAGUAACAGCUGAAGAAGCAACGGAGCUGACGUAUUAUGGAAGCGAGGUUAUCCAUCCAUUAACGAUGGAUCAAAUUCGGGACGCCGGCAUACCGUUACGUCUGAAGAAUGUGUUCAAACCUUCCGGAAAUGGCACUAUCAUAUAUCCGUCGAUGGAUAGUUCAGCCCCCAACAGUCCAGCCAGCGCAUCAUCCGACGGUUCAGAAGGCUCUCCUCGAGUAAUAGCACCCUUAUCGAGCUUCAUGCUAGAAAACGGCUACCACGGGGCACAGCAAGAACGCAGGAGACCAACCGCAGUCACAGUUAAGGACGACAUCCUCCUCAUCAACGUUGUUUGCAACCGGAAUACCAAGUCGCAAGGGUUUCUCACGCAGGUAUUUGAUCGUCUUGAGAGGACCAAGAUCCCCGUAGAUCUCGUCGCUACGAGCGAGAGGCACGUCAGUCUUGCGGUCCAGGCCCCCAGCGAUCCGAGCGCGUUGCUGAGGCUUCGGGAGGAGCUGGAGCGGUUCGGCCAGGUCGCUAUCACUUCGCACAUGUCCAUCGUCACGGUAGUCGGCCACAAAAUGCGCAACAUGGUCGGCGUGUCUAAUGAGAUCCUAUCGGCGUUGGCUUCUGCUCAGAUCGACAUCUACCUGAUAAGCCAAGGGGCCAGUAAAGUCAACAUAUCGCUCGUGGUAGAGGCGGACAACGCGCUCGCGGCGAUGAACGCGAUACACAGCGAGGUGCUCAAGAUUCCGACGCACAGGGAACAGGAAAACCGGUUCAUCCCAGGUAAGACCUUUUUUUCUUUUGGUUUUUGUUUGUUUGAUUACCUAGUAUCUCUUCACUUGCCCCUUGCCCUCCCCCGGCACGAGCUGCCCUUUCAGAUACACACAAACACACACAAACACACGCAUAGAGAGAGAAAGUGAAACACAGAGACACGGGAAGCUGAUACGAUCGAGUAGGACCGUGGCUAUAUUAAGUCGCUCGCUGGAGCAGGCACCCGCAGUAGGACAGAAGAGAUAUUGGGAAAGCGGGCUAGCUUAGCUUAGCUACCUCCUAGUAACUAUGCAUAUCACUUAGAUGAUGAUGAUAGACAUUUACCAGGGAGAGAGUCAAGACUAUGGGGCAAGCUGCUUUUCUUGUCUUGUCUUGACUUGACUUUUCGAAAAAGAAUGUCGUGCGCCCUCGGCUCUCAAGUUUGGUUGUAUAUAAGGUCAAAAUAGUAGUUGGAGCCUUGGUGAGGGGCUCAAGAGGCUUGGGGGUUGUUUUGAGAAUUUCCCGCUUUGGGAAUUUUCGGGGAUACGAGUGAAGGACCGAGAGUGGGAGGAGGCAGGCAAGGAAAAAGCAAUACCCCUAUUUGGACAUAAUGAACCUUCGAGUACAUAGCCUUUAAACGCAUAUAGCUACUCGCUUUUUGCUAUGUUCUGUUUUGUACAAUAUCGUGUUUAAUUGGCAUGUC
Molecule: messenger RNA, 2537 nt
Organism: Daldinia caldariorum
Lineage: Eukaryota; Fungi; Ascomycota; Sordariomycetes; Xylariales; Hypoxylaceae
Product: aspartate kinase
Exons: 5
Coding region: 250-2004 (584 amino acids)
Biological process (GO): amino acid biosynthetic process
Molecular function (GO): aspartate kinase activity
Source: RefSeq, a predicted model, not a curated record